AUGUCUGCCAAUAUCGCUCUCACGACCACUUUCGCUCCGCCUGCCUCGUGCUUCGACAACCAAUAUACGUCGUACGGCGGAUCGUACUGGGUCAAGGACACAGCUGUCUCGUCCCUGCAAUGCUAUCCCACUGGAUUUAAAAGCUUGUGGCCUAAUGGCAUACCAUUCUCGCCUGGCAUUUGUCCGCAGAGCUAUACGACAGCAACUCAGUCGCCAUAUUCAGGACAAGCUGGAGCUACAGCUGGAUUAUGCUGUCCGACAGGUUUCGCCGCCAAUGGUCUUGGCUGUCAGUCUACCAUUACAGCGUCUACAACACUCUCUGCGCCAGAUGGUAACCACGCCGUCGGGUCCGGCGCCGUGCUAGCGCUGCAUGGUGUCUACAUAGUGUGGCAGUCUGGCAGUAGCGGGCAGGCCGCCUCGACGACAACAAUCCUACCAGCGGCCGUCUCACCUACCACCAUGACGGUGUCGGCGAUUCCAACUGCUCAGAGCACCAUAUCCGCCCCUCCACAGAGCACAACCACCUCUAAUACGCAACCAUCAGCUCAGCCCAUGACCUCGAGCAGUCCCUCCACCGGAACAUCAACCAUGCAGCCAGCAUCGCAGACAACGUCCACUAUUGGGGUUCCGUUGUCGGGAAGUACCAAUACAGAUACCUCACCAUCUACAACUACAGCAAACCCAACCUCCCCGUCAUCCUCUGCUGUAGUAAGCCCAGCAAACUUCACUCCAACGCCAACCCCUAACGUAUCAGCCCACGAUCUCUCAACAGGCGCAAAAGCCGGAAUAGCCAUCGGCGUCAUCGUCGGCGUCCUCGCAAUAGCAGCACUAGCCUGGCUCCUCCUAUCACGGCGGAGACGAGAGCGAAAACGGCUUCCGGAACCUAUGCCAUACAAAGGUACCCACAGUGCCGAGAUGAUGCAAACGGCUGGUCAUCAGCGUAAUGUUUCCGAACUGUCGUCUGAGGGUGCCGCCUCGAAGACGAAUAUGGUGCGUCGGCCACCAGGAGCGGAUAAUGAUAUGUUUAAACGGUCUGAGCUGCAGGGGUAG
Molecule: messenger RNA, 1050 nt
Organism: Recurvomyces mirabilis
Lineage: Eukaryota; Fungi; Ascomycota; Dothideomycetes; Mycosphaerellales; Teratosphaeriaceae
Exons: 2
Coding region: 1-1050 (349 amino acids)
Source: RefSeq, a predicted model, not a curated record